AUGCUGCUGUCUGUUAUCACCCCUUGUCCUCGUGCGAACGUGAGAAGUGAACAUGUCAAUUUGCACCCCAUUUCCCUAGCCAAGCUUGAGAAGCUCCAUGCCUUCGAGAAAGGCGAGGCUCGAAUGCACAGUGCUGUUACACUAAUCAUGGAAGGGCGAAAGAUCUCAGCCACAGAAACAUGCAGAGUCUUAAAACAGCUUACUGUCGACCACGAAGAAGAGGCGCUGCAGCUGCGCGAUGAGCCUUUAGCAGAACACGGCCAAUCGGACACAUCUGGAUCUACUCGGGCACAGUUUGUGAAGCUCAAAUUGUCCUCGAUAUCACUAGCACGCACGAAAAUAAGUGAAUUAAAGGAGUCGUAA
Molecule: messenger RNA, 363 nt
Organism: Aspergillus niger
Lineage: Eukaryota; Fungi; Ascomycota; Eurotiomycetes; Eurotiales; Aspergillaceae
Exons: 2
Coding region: 1-363 (120 amino acids)
Source: RefSeq, a predicted model, not a curated record